Messenger RNA from Olea europaea var. sylvestris, 1309 nucleotides. Its product is annotated as transcription factor RAX2-like. The coding region runs from base 186 to 1184 and encodes 332 amino acids. The transcript is spliced from 3 exons. The record is from RefSeq and is a predicted model, not a curated record. Lineage: Eukaryota; Viridiplantae; Streptophyta; Magnoliopsida; Lamiales; Oleaceae.
CUAAUUCCAUCCAAUUUCCAAGUUUCUUCUUCUCCAGCUAUUAUAGUCUCUCACUCUCUCUUUCUCCCCUGUAUUAUAUAUAUCAUACUGUCAUUUGCAUGUGAUAUCAAGAAAAACCAACACCAACUUCAAAACCACAAACAUCACAUUUCAUACCACCAACCCCACCCCCAACUUCAGUAGACAUGGGGAGAGCUCCCUGCUGUGAGAAAGCCAACGUGAAGAAAGGCCCAUGGUCGCCGGAAGAAGACGCAAAACUUAAGGCCUAUAUUGAGAAGCGUGGUACGGGUGGAAACUGGAUUGCCUUACCACAAAAAAUAGGUCUGAAGAGAUGUGGGAAGAGUUGUAGGCUUAGAUGGUUGAAUUAUCUCAGGCCAAACCUCAGGCAUGGAGGGUUUACUGAGGAAGAAGAUAAUCUAAUUUGCAGCCUUUAUAUAAGCAUUGGAAGCAGAUGGUCGAUUAUAGCGGCACAAUUACCUGGAAGAACAGAUAAUGACAUAAAAAACUAUUGGAAUACAAGGCUGCAGAAGAAGCUUCUAGGCAAGCAACGUAAAGAUCAACAGGCCCGCAGAGGGAUCAGCCCUAAGCAAGAAAUGAAGAAAGGAUAUGAGAAUUUCUCAGCUAAUGAGUGCUUCAGUUUAUACCCUUUUCCACCACAAUCAGUGGUGUCGCCGCCAUUUUCAGUGGCCUAUGGAACGCAAACAUCUACUCACAUCGAAGACCAGGAAUCCUUCACUGGUAAUUUGAUUGUACAGUUUGGAGAAAGGUUUUCUUAUGAUCAUCAGCAACAAAACAACACUGGAUUAAUCAACACCUCUACUCUACACUCUUCCGAAAAUACUUUUUCGGCGUGCACAAGUUUGAUAAAUAGCACAUGCCCACCAUUGAUGAGUGAUUACUUUGCCAUCAAUGGUGUUGCUUUAGACCAUUUUCAAGGAACUAAUAGUUUCCCGGGAGAGCUUGACGAGGUCGUCAUCAAUGGCAACAUUAAUCCACUACAAUUGCAUGGACUGGAUAAUUUCUCUACAUUAAUGGACAUGGUUACCAGCAACAGUACUUCUCAAGAGAAUUGUAGCUGGGGAGAUAUAAGUUUUCUUGACUCUUCUUCUAUCUCCAGUUAUGAAUUUUGUGAACAAAACUUCUGCGCAUUUGAUGAUCAGCCAAGGCUUAUAGGUUUACUAUAAUCGCACUAUUUUUGCAUCCGUAAUGUUAACUUUUAAUUAGCAGCAGGAAAGUCAGUGUCAGUAUUCCUGCAGGUGUAUUGAUCAUGGAAUUGAACUAUCACUUUCAUCUACUGAGAUUCUUACCA